UAGCAGGUAUGAAACAGGAGGAGUAGUGGUUGAAAGCUCCUGGGAAGGAAGCAAUGUGGCCAUGAGAGAGAAAAAGACGAAAAAUGGUCAAAUCAAAAGUCAAUCUUGAAACUUGGAGUUUGCUUUUGAAUGAUGUUCAUGUAAAAUUGCCGUUAAAUUAUUUUACCUGGUUUUUGAUUUGAUACAAUUGUAACUAUUUCAUACUUGGGUGCCUGCACAACGUUAUUAUACUAAGUACUGUCCAAAGUUUUUUUGAAAUUCAUCGAUAGUCUACCGAGAAACGUUUUAUAACCUCAAAAACCCGUACCACAAUGUUUAAUUCUACAAGAAUAUCAGAUGUCGGGCCUCUGCCUAAAUUGGAUAAUCACAAUUCCCUUGAAGAAACUACGAAAUCUCCGGACCAGAGCUUUUUGCGACCGCAAAUAACAUCGACGCCUCUGAGGCGGGAAAGUAUUUUUGCUACUCCUCCCAAACCUCGAAUUUUCAACCCACACAGGUAUUCUUUAUCGGAAGUUGCCACUCCACCCAGGACCAACAGAAGAGAUUUUUCUCGAACGAAUACGUCCCAGAACGGUACCGGACCUCUAUUAGCUUCAACAAAUUUCAAUGUUAGCUUGAGCACAUAUGAAGAUGCAAAAACUCCCGGACUUGCUGGUCGUAUUGUACAGUAUGAAGAAGAAGCUGCACAGGAGAAGGACUUGCGAAGGCGCCCAACUCAUCAGGCUAAAUAUGGCACAGUUGGGUUAUUUCCAAUCGUUCAUCUUUUCAAAAAGAAAUUACCCCAGUUACGGGAUAAACCAAAACAUGUUACCAUUAGGAUAUCAUCUCCAGAUUAUGCCAGACAACGGACCCAAGAAUAUGCCAAGAAAGUACUGGACGGCACUGCCAAGCCAUUCGGUGGUGGCUCCGGAUUCUCCCGCUCACCGAAACCGGAAACGACCGCGGCGAGGAGCAUCCUUGACGCUCUCAAAGAAAUAUCCAGGAAACGAAUGCACGCUAGCGAAGAACUCGAGCAGAACGAAGAUACCUUCAAACGCCCGAGGACGGACGACUCCGAAAUGUUGGAAGAGAACAACAAGAGGCAGAGGGAAGAAUCUCCUCCAUCGGAAUCUUGUUCCAGUUCUGUUGUACAAUCCUCUAAAAAGGCGUGCAUGUACGACGAAUACGCGGCCUCUUGCUCGUCUUCAAACUUUCCGUUCAAAAAGUCAGAGCCGGCUACGCCGAAAAAAAGAUCUGUCAGCAUCAGCACCGCCACCGAGGAGCCAAAAAGGCCGAACCAAUCGAAACUGAUUAACGCUGAAACGCAAACGGCCACUGAACCAACACCAGAAAAAUCGACCGAGGACAGAGGUUCGAACAGAGACGAAACUGAAGCGGAGAUCGCAGUCAAACCAUUCGAGGAAGAGGCACUGGAAUUGGUUCGGACGAGUAGAAUGUCGACUCUUCUUGGUAAUCUCGUCGACAAGAAGGCUUCACUAGUAAUGAAACUGGCCGAGCCCGUCGUCGAGAAAAAAUCGACAGAGAAACUUUUGGUGUCGAUUCUGUCCUCGGCAAACAAAUCACCCAAUAAGUCCGACAGGCAUGUUCACUUCAGUGUCCCGGAGAGCACCCACCAGUCAACUGGUACUGUCUCGAGUCUGACUAGCGCUAGUACCGCCUCCUCGACUUCUAUAAACAUGGCUGCCACCAAAUCGGAAACGCCGGCCCCACCUUCUUCACCCGUCAGUUCGGCUCCAGCGUGUACAUCUGUUCCCAGCUUCUCUUUCGGGUCUAUCACACACACCAAUACCAGCAGCACCAUCUUAAGUUCUAAGGAAUCUUCUGUCUCCGUGACUACGAGUGUGGCCCCUUCUACUUUCACCUUUAGUAGUAACGCUUCUACGAUGCCUAGCCCCCCGACUGUCUCCACGAGUCCUCCAAAAGUUGGCGGUUUCAAAUUCGACUUGAGUAAACCAGUCUCGACGGGCCUUACCUCCACCAGUACCCUCCAGGCUGUAACCACCGCCUCUUUCUCGUUUCCCUCUUCUCAAAAACCUAAAGCAGCCGAGACACCUCUCUUCGGUAACGCAACCACCACAACCCCGGCUUCUUCAGCCGUUACAGGUACUAGUUUCUCUGACAUACCGAAACCCACCAUCCCUACGACUACCAACGCUUCUGCGCAGCCGGCAACAACUUCUUCUAUGAUCAGCGCUCCGACGCCCACAGUAUCUGCUGCACCUUCUUUCAACUUUGGCGCAUCCAAACCCAACGAUGGCGCAAUGAAUAAAACUUCGCUUUUUGGGUCGCCUCUUUCCACACCUGCGACGGUCCCUUCCAAAGUUCCCACUUUCUCAUUCACAGGUACAAUCCCAGUAACGAACACCUCUGGAACUUCUUUUGCUUUCAAUUCACCAAAAACAACCACCAACUCUGUUACUACAACGUCAACUUCAUCCAUAACGGUACCCAGUUUCUCGCUCCCACAAUCUACCAAUCUCAACUUAUCAAAAACCACCUCCGCCCCUCUCGCUUUUGGUGGUAUCACAUCAGCCUUUGGCGGUACAACAUCCACUCCUCCUACUUUCGGCGGUACUACAUCCGCCCCUCCUACUUUCGGCAGCACUUCAAUAAGUACCGCCUCGCCCUUUGCGAACAAUAUGUCUUCAGGUGCGAAAACAACUGAAGCUCCGUUCGGGACCCCCAGUACCACCUCAUUCGGCGUCAGUACCGCGUCCAGUACUACCGCACCGUUUAGCUUCAGCGGAUCAAAGAGCGUCACCGGAACGACCGCUUCGAAGAUAUUCACGACAACUGCCUCUAAUGCUUUCGCCAAUUCAUCGUUUGGUAGUACCACAACGGUCGAGGUACCGGCCUUCGGAAGUACCGCCGCCCCUACGUUUUCGUUCGGGCCUAAAACUUCUACGAAUUCGAGCAACGUUUUUGGUUCUACGAACUCCGCCAGCGGAGGUUUCGGAGCUCCGACAAAUACCACCGUAGGUUUCGGAGUAGCAACAACGACCAGCGGAAGUUUCGAUACUGCGUUUCAAACUGGUACUGCACAAACCAACAUCUUCGGUUCUGCCUCCAUCAAUGCGCCUGCCUUCGGACCGACGAACAAUACCGUAGGAUUCGGAGCCGUUACAAGUACAACGGGAGGAUUCGGUGCCGUUACCACCACUACCGCUGUAGCUCCCUCUUUUGGUAAUGCGAACUCCUUCGGGAGUGGUACGAAUUUUGGGGAGAACAGAGGUACGCAAGUUGGAGCUUUCGUAACGAGUACUACUGCAUCUUUUGGAACCGCCUCUACAACGAUUGCUGGCACCUUCGGAACAAGUACUACUCCAUCUUUUGGAACCGCGUCUACGACGCAAGCUAGCCCCUUCGGAACGAGUACUACUCCAUCCUUUGGAAGCGCAUCUACGACGCAAGCCGGAGGCUUCGGAACGGCAACGGCGCCAACUUUUGGAGGUACAAAUACUUCCUCUGCAGGGUUUGGAGCUUCGACACCCAGUUUUGGUAACACCGGUUCGGCGUUCGGGAAACCUCAGAAUGCGGAAACGAACUUGUUUGGGGGCGUUUCUAGCCCCGGUCCUUCUCAGAACUUGUUCGGCGGCAGUACCAACGCUUUCGCGCAAAAUCAGGUCGCGGGUGGGUUCGGUACUACCAAUAAUGCCGCAAAUCCUCAGCCAUUCAGCUUCGGGUCCUCUUCCACCACUCCGAAACCCGGUGGGGUGUUCUCAUUUGGAGGAGCUGCUUCAAGCGACAAACCGAAGUUCAACUUUAAUUCCUCGACCAGUUCCACAACGCCUUCUUUCGGGAGUGCUACUGGAACCCCGUUUGGUGGCACUGCCGCCCCAGCCUUCGGAAGUUCUGCUACACCUUCAUUUGGUAAUACCACUACACCUGCUUUUGGUAGUAGCGUUACCCCAUCUUUCGGUAGUAACGCCACACCCUCCUUUGGUGGUACUACGACGCCUUCUUUUGGUAGCACCACUACGCCCUCUUUUGGUAGCACCACUACGCCCUCUUUUGGUAGCACCACUACGCCCUCUUUUGGUAGUGUUUCUGCACCUUCCUUUGGUAAUACUACUAUCCCAGCCUUCGGUAGUACUACUUCUCCAGCUUUCGGUAGUACCGUUGCUCCUACUUUUGGUAGUACCGUCACUCCUACUUUUGGUGGUACCGUCACUCCAACUUUUGGUGGUUCUGCUACAACAGCUUUUGGGGCGACACAACCCGCCGUGCCAGGUACUUUCAGUAUCGGGAGCGGGUCAUCGACCACGGGGAGGCCCCGGACACAGAUCAAAGCAAAGAGAAGAACUUGAUUGUCGAAGUUGAUGCCAUGAACAUAAUUUGUGUAUGGUUCAGGGAGAGUCUGACGGUAUUUCAAUUGUGGAAUUUUAUUUUAUUGGGUGAAGUGUCACGAAUACUUCUCGGAAAAUAUUUUUGUUCUGAAUGUGAAAAAUUUUAAUUUUUGCGAGAUGAAGAGUCAACUACUAUUGUAAUUUUCAGAAGGGAAAUUCCUGAUCCGUUUUGUAUAAUUUUGUAAUCAACAUUGGCAGUCCUUGUAAUAAAGAUACAUUCUUGUACUUCUGAAUUUGUCUCUUCUUUCUUGCGAAAGCUGAUUCAGCGUUAACCCAAUGAAGACUGUUUCAGCGUUAACCCAAUGAAGACUGUUUCAGCGUUAACCCAAUGAAGACUUUCAGGAGAAACGAUCAGCCAUGAAGGAGAAAGGCGGGAACUAUCACAUUUUUCUGUGGGAUUGUAGGGCUUUAUUAUCACCUGUUUUAUUUAGGUAGCCAAAUUAUAAUUAUCUACUUUCUCCAUCUUUUGUAUCAAACCAAGCUGAUUGAUAAUUGAUGUUUACAUGUCGACAAACUCAUUCCAUUGUAGACUUUGUCAAAUAAAAAAUUUGAAAUA
Molecule: messenger RNA, 4902 nt
Organism: Leptinotarsa decemlineata (Colorado potato beetle)
Lineage: Eukaryota; Metazoa; Arthropoda; Insecta; Coleoptera; Chrysomelidae
Source: RefSeq, a predicted model, not a curated record